UUGGUAAGAUUAGCCUCUGAAAGUCCUGAAUUCAGAUCUUAACUUAUGCUAAAGUUUGCCUUGAAUUCGUUCUUUUUUCAGACAACUACAGGUUAUGCAUACGCAGUUCCAGUCACAACUUUGGGUCAAUGUUUUGCUAUAAUUUAUGGAUUAAUCGGAAUUCCUUUGAUGGUUUUGGCAGCUGUUGAUUUUGGUCGAUUUUUAUCGCAUAUUGUUUUGGAUAUGUAUUCGAAGUAUCUGGAUUUAUUGCAUAAAUUUAGGAAUUUCAAAAAACGAGCUUUUAAGAGGUAUUUUGGUUUGUUUUGAUUGAAAAUUUUCGGCAUUGUGAAAAAAUCCCAAGAGAAAAAUCCUAAUUAUAACAAAGAAACCGUUUUGAAAAUCUGGGUUUUUGGUGAGAAAAUUGAGGGUUUCAAUUCAAUUUUUCAAAAAUUAAUUUCCAUUUAAAAAAUAUUCUGAAAACUAAGUCUUCAAAAAUUUCAAAUUACAGUAAUCUGAAAUUUCGAAAUAAAUUAGCAAAGAAAAAAUUACAGUAAUCUGAAAUUUCCAAAUAAAAGAACAAUGAAACUAAUUUUAUUUUUGCAGUCGUCGAAACAGUGAAAAUGAUCGUCUCUCAGCAUUCAAAAGACUUGUCCAAGAAAACACUCCAAUUUCCGAAACACCAAAAGAAAUCAAUCGAAUUGAAGAAGAACAAACAACAAGUUCAGAUGAAUCCGAUGAAAAACGACUUCCUUUGGUUAUAAAUGCAUCAAUUCUUCUAAUUUUCUGUAUGCUUGGAGGUGUUUUGUAUAUUGCAGCUGGAGCAAGAGCGACAUUUAUUGAAGCAUUCUUUUUGACUUUCAAUUUGGUGGCGAAUUUAACAAUGAGUGAGAUGCCGGAUGAAUUGAACCAUAUUUUGACGAUUUUGUAUAUUUUUGUAUUUGUUACUUGUGGUGAGUGAGAACUUUAUAUUUUGAGAGGGAAAACUGAUUUAAUUUUUUUCGUUUUGUAGUUUGAAUAGAACAUCCCAAGAGAUAAAUACUCCAAGAUACAAAAGUGCACAGCUUACUGAAAAUUAAAAUACUGUAGUGCUUCCAAAAACAAUAUUUUUGAAUUACGAUUUGGAGUUCAGGAGGUUCUGAGAAAUUUUGAAAUAUUUUAGAAAAACAUUUCCAGACUUCGGCUUGAAACAGCAAUCUAAAUCUGAAAGAUAUAAAUCAAAUUUUUGUGAAAAUUUCUGAAAAAGCUAUUCCAUGUUCCAAAUAAAGUUUUCUACUGAAAAUCGUAUUUUCCAGGCGUGGCUGUAUUAUCAAUGAGUGCCGAAUUAGCCGCAUUAGAAUUGAAAGAACUCUUCAUGAAGAUUCACUAUUUUGGUCGAAAAAUCAAUUUCUCCCGAAAUCGCUCGAAAAAACAACAAAUGGAUGUGCAAGUCAAAGAGUUGCUCAAAAUUAUUGAAGAAAUUCGGAAAAGAUAUCCAGAUAAGGAGAAAAUCACAACACUUGAUAUUUUGGAGGUACUUAAACUAUUGAUUUCUUCCCAAAAAAACUAAUCUCAAAAAACGAUAAAUAUUCAAAAAAAAUUACAGUAUAUGCACGAGAAUACGUUGAAUGAAAAGCUGAACGAAAGAAGAGAUACAAUUGCAUUUAUGCCACAAACAAUGGAAAUGAUCAAAUUUGCGGAUGAACAAGAUUUGGAAGAGAGAAGUGUUUCGAGAAGAGAAGAUUUGCCUACUGUUGGAGAAAUUACAUCGUGAGUUUUUGAAUCGUGUCCGAAGAAUCUGGAAAGAAGAAACAUUCUGCUUCCAGAAAAAAAUCAAAUCUAGUUUUUUGUUUAUUCAAUUUUUUGGGCUCGACUUUGAUCUUUAAAAAUGAGUAUCAGAAUUGAUUCCAUUUCUGCGUCUGAUCUGUAUUUUUCAGAAAACUAUCAACUGUAAUUGAUGUUAUGACAUUUUCACCGGAAGAAAAUAUGGAGAAGCGAUUCAAAAAAGAGAUUCGAAAAUAUACAACCGAAAUCAAAUAUUUGAAUCGACAACCAACUACUAAAAAAGCCAAAGUUGUGAAUAUCUGA
Messenger RNA from Caenorhabditis angaria, 2043 nucleotides. The record is from the annotation of a GenBank genome assembly. NCBI's taxonomy places the organism in Eukaryota, Metazoa, Nematoda, Chromadorea, Rhabditida, Rhabditidae.